AUGUUUAGAUCACGUAUACCUAUAAUUUCCAAAAGAUUUAUAACAACUUCAGAAUCAAAUGUUAAAGAAUUAGAAAAAUCAAUAAUAUUAGGUGGUGAUUUAACAAAACAGAUAAAGUCAGAUACAACAACACAUAAAGAUAAUUUUAGAUUAUUAGAUGAAAGUAUAAGAAAAACUGAAUUAUUAUCAAAACAACAUAGAGAAAAAAUAUCAAAAUUACCACCAAAUUUUGCAAAAAAUCAAAAUAUUUCAUUAUCAACAAAUCAAGAAUUAAAAUCUAUAUUAGGGGAAUUUCAAGCACCAAUUCGUUAUGCAUUUGCUUAUGGAUCAGGAGUUUUUUCCCAGGGGUAUAUGAAUAAAGAUACUCAAACAGAUUUAAUAUUUGGUGUUACAUAUCCAGAUCAUUGGCAUUCAAUAAAUAUGAAAUUAAAUCCAAAUCAUUAUUCAUCAUUAAAAUAUUUUGGUUCUUCAACUGUGGCAAAAUUUCAAGAAAUUGGUGCAGGAGUUUAUUUCAACCCGUAUGUGGAAAUUAAUGGGAAAUUAAUUAAAUAUGGUGUUGUUUCUAUUGAUACUUUGGUUAAAGAUUUAGCUCAUUGGGAAACUUUUUAUCUUGCAGGAAGAUUACAAAAACCUGUAAAUAUCUUGAAAGAUGAUCCAAUUAUAAAAUUUUGGAAUCAACAAAAUUUAAGAUCUGCUGCAACAUUAGCUUAUGGAAAUAUGUCACAUGAAACCGAGUUUAAUGAAUUUGAAUUUUUUAAAAAUAUAACUAAAUUAAGUUAUCAAGGUGAUAUUAGAUAUAAAUUAGGUGCAGAAAACCCUAAAAAAAUUGAUAAAAUUGUGGAAAAUAAUUAUCAAUAUUUUCAAGAAUAUUAUAAACCUAUAUUAAAUGAAGUUAUAAAUCAAAAACAUUUUGUAUUGCCACCUGGGUUUACAUUGGAUAAUGCAAAUUCAAAAUUACAAGAUAUUAUUUUCAGGAAUUCAACAAAACAAACAUUAAAGGGAAUUUUCACUGCUGGUUUGAAUAAAUCUAUAAAAUAUGCUUGGGCUAAAAAAAUGAAGUCAAGAGGUUAA
Molecule: messenger RNA, 1071 nt
Organism: Hansenula ciferrii
Lineage: Eukaryota; Fungi; Ascomycota; Saccharomycetes; Phaffomycetales; Wickerhamomycetaceae
Gene: TAM41
Product: putative phosphatidate cytidylyltransferase
Exons: 1
Coding region: 1-1071 (356 amino acids)
Biological process (GO): CDP-diacylglycerol biosynthetic process; cardiolipin biosynthetic process
Cellular component (GO): mitochondrion
Molecular function (GO): phosphatidate cytidylyltransferase activity
Source: RefSeq, a predicted model, not a curated record